Messenger RNA from Passer domesticus (house sparrow), 2003 nucleotides. RefSeq lists its product as uncharacterized. The record is from RefSeq and is a predicted model, not a curated record. The transcript has 17 exons. NCBI's taxonomy places the organism in Eukaryota, Metazoa, Chordata, Aves, Passeriformes, Passeridae. The coding region runs from base 187 to 1773 and encodes 528 amino acids.
GGCAGAAGCUUCUGUGGCUGUUGAGUUACAGGUGUGUCUGCAGGGAGGACUUCUCCAGCUCCAGCGCUGGAUGCUCAGCCCCAACCCAGCUCCCAUGGCAGGGGUUCUCCGACAGGGAAGAUCCAAGACAGAACAGACCAGAUAUCCCUGGAACCCCCCAAACAGACGAAGCAAGAGCUGAAGGAAAUGUGGCAGGGAGGACAAGAAAUGAAAGGAGAGCCUGUGCACAUGGAAGCAUUACCCAGAGGAAGCAGUGGUUCCAUGCCAGCCUCUGCUGCAGGAAGGGAGGCCAUGCCAGACCCAGGCCCAGGAGUGCCCAGUUCCCUGUGGCAGAAAGGGAUCCCAGCACACCCUGGAAAGUGUUCUCAUCUGUGCUCCGUUCUAGAUGAGGUUGCCGGGAAGGCUUCUCCAUUAGCUUGGAUGAAUAAAGUUUCCAAGCCCUUGGAGCCUCCUGCAGAUGUGUCUACAGGGAGGACUUCUCCAGCUCCUACCUUGGAAGCUGCACAAAAGCCCAGCUCCCAUCAGAGUGUUACUCCAACAGGGAAAAUCCAAGAUACAACAGAUAAGAUAUCCCUGGAACCAUCCAAACAGAUGAGGCAAGAGCUGAAGGAACUCCUGCAGACAAGACAAGAGAUGGACAUAGUGCUUCAGUGGAAGGUGGCAUUUCUUGAAGGAAGCACUCCAUCUUCAGUGCCAGCCUCUGCUGCAGGAAAGAAGGCAAUGCCAGACACGGGCACAGGCACAGCAGACUGGGAUGCUGGGAAGGAUUCUCCGUUAGCCUGGCGCUAUGAAGUUGUGAAACCCUCUGGGCAUUCUGCAGAUGUGUCUGCAGGGACGACUUCACCAACUCCUACCUUGGAUGCUGCACAAAAGGCCAGCUCCCAUCACAGGAGUCCUACGAUAGGAGAGACCAAAGACAUGGCAGGCAAGAAAUUCCAGGACCCAUUAGAAAUCAUGUGGCAAAUGCUGAAGGAACGUCUGCAGAGAAAGCAAGAAAUGAAAGGAGAGCCUGUGCACAUGGAAGCACUUCCCAGAGGAAGCAGUGGUUCCGUGCCAGCCUCUGCUGCAGGAAGGGAGGCUGUACAAGGCACAGGCACAGGAGCUGAACCUGCUGGUGAAGGCCCCACAUCCAGGACGGAGGCUCUGGGAGAUGCUGAGGGUGUGUCUGCAGGGAGGACUUCUUCAGCUCCAGGGCUGGAUGCUUGGCCCCAACACAGCUCCCAUGGCAGGGGUCCUCCAAAAGGAAAGACCCAAGAUACUGCAGCCAAAAAGUCUCAUGAGGCAGAUGAAUUCCUGAGAGAAACACAGAAGGAAGCACCCGGAGGACAAGUGAUGGACCAAAAGGCUGUUCAGGAGGAGGAACAGCCAGGGAGAAGCAGUGGCUCAUUGGCAGCCCUAGCUGCAGGAAGGAAGGCAAUGACAGACACGGGCACAGGCACAGCAGAUGCAGCCGGCACCACAAGACCUGUUCCCAAUGCCCAGGAUGGCCUCAGAAGGGGUUUCUGUCAGGGAACAGGCUGCUGGCUACUGUUACUGGCAAGCGUGCUUUGUUUGGGGCUUGCGUUCAUGUUGUACUGCUUUGGAAUCGGGUAUUCCUGGAAGAGAAAACAGAGCACCUCGGGACAGGAGUUGGAAGACGGUGGCUGCACCUCACAGCCAGACAGCGUGAGCAGCUCCUCCAGCAGCAGGAACAGCCUGGACAGCCCUCUCAAGUGUUCUGUGAAGAGGACCCCAGAACAACAGUCUACGAGGAAGCCUCUUAUUGCCCCAUAGAUCCCACUGCCACCUGCUCUCCCCAUGGGCCUCCCCAAGCUGCCUUCAUCCCUUUUUUUUUCUCUGUCUGUCCCAUCCCAGCCAACCCGAGUUCCUCUAGAGACCCCAGGACCAACCCAGCACCUUCCAGCCCUUCCUGAGACCAACACAUCCCUUCCUCUGCCCCUGAGCCCUCUGGCCUUGCCCUCUAAGAAACACUGAAGGUGACACCCCACCCCACCCUCCCCGCC